Pelodiscus sinensis (Chinese soft-shelled turtle) is the source of this 929-nucleotide messenger RNA. RefSeq names its product isoamyl acetate hydrolyzing esterase 1 (putative) (gene IAH1). The record is from RefSeq and is a predicted model, not a curated record. Gene Ontology annotation, molecular function: hydrolase activity, acting on ester bonds. NCBI's taxonomy places the organism in Eukaryota, Metazoa, Chordata, Testudines, Trionychidae.
ACACACACUUACAGCCAGCCGGGCCACUCUGCGCCCAGCACACACUCACAGCUGGCAGCUGUGCUCAUGCCACCCUAGUGCGCCUGAGGAAUCAAUGUGUGGCAGUGGUAACGGACACUCCUGGAUCCAGUUUUCCUUUCAGGACAAUGGUUGGGGAGUAUUGCUUGCUCAGAAACUAGUCAGAAAAUGUGAUGUUUUAAAUCGUGGACUGUCAGGCUACAAUACCAGAUGGGCUAACAUAAUUCUUCCCAGAUUGAUCAGCAAAAGUUCUGAUGCUGAAAAUACUAUUGCAGUUACUAUCUUCUUUGGUGCUAAUGACAGUGCUUUAAAAGAUGUGAAUCCCAACCAACACAUUCCAUUGAAGGAAUAUGCUGAUAAUUUAAAAAGCAUGGUUCGAUAUCUGAAGUCCUUAGGUAUUACUGAAGACAAAAUUAUUUUGAUAACACCACCCCCUGUCUAUGAGCCAGCAUGGGAAAAAGAGUGUAUUGCCAAAGGUGACAAAUUAAACCGAUUCAAUUCUGCCACAGGAGAAUAUGCCAAAACAUGUGUUCAAGCCGCAAGAGACUGUGGGACUGAGGUACUUGAUCUGUGGACUCUUAUGCAAAAGAAUAAUCAGGACUUCUCUUCCUAUCUAUCAGAUGGACUUCAUUUAUCAGUAGUAGGAAAUAAUUUUUUAGCUGCUCAGCUUUGGCCCCUGUUGGAAAAGAAGAUUUCUGCAUUACCUAUUCUGCUUCCUUAUUGGCGUGAUGUAGACCCUCUGAAUCCUGAAGUUAGCCUUUGUAGGAAAUUCUAAGCAGUCACAUAUUGACCAGGUCUGUUGACAGACAAGAGAAAAUGUGCAUCCAGCAAAAUACUAUUUUUCUUAGAGAAAAGAUAUUCUGUCUCAAAUGUUAUGUUUUAUGGAAAAAUAAAGUUACAUUUAUACCUUU